This is a messenger RNA of Gossypium raimondii (Peruvian cotton), 1170 nucleotides long. Its product is annotated as dof zinc finger protein DOF3.1. The record is from RefSeq and is a predicted model, not a curated record. The coding region runs from base 160 to 951 and encodes 263 amino acids. The transcript has 2 exons. Gene Ontology annotation, biological process: regulation of DNA-templated transcription. NCBI's taxonomy places the organism in Eukaryota, Viridiplantae, Streptophyta, Magnoliopsida, Malvales, Malvaceae. Gene Ontology annotation, molecular function: DNA binding; DNA-binding transcription factor activity.
CUUUGCUUUGCUUUGAGUUGUUACCAAAAACAAAACCCAUCUCUCUUCUUCUCUUCCCUCAUCUUCUUUGCACUUGAUCUCUUCUUGUUAAAACAACCCCCCAAAGUUGGCGCUUCCUUAGCUGUGUUGCAUAUUUUGUUUUCUUUUUCUGUUGCAUGGAUGGAUCCUUCUACCAGACAACACCAGGAGAUGGCUAACCCUUCAAUGGAAAACAUGUCGGUUAACUCAAAAGGACAACAAGCGAGAAAGCCAAGACCUCAACAUGAACAAGCACUCAAGUGCCCAAGAUGUGAUUCCAUCAACACCAAAUUUUGUUAUUACAACAACUACAGCCUUUCUCAGCCAAGGUAUUUUUGCAAGUCAUGCAGGAGGUACUGGACCAAAGGAGGCACAUUGAGAAAUGUUCCGGUGGGCGGUGGGUGCAGGAAGAACAAAAGAUCAUCAUCGUCGUCGUCAUCGUCAUCAUCAUCAAAGAGAAGCCAAGAUCAACCGUUAUUAACAUCCACUACUAACCCACUCAUUGCUGGUCACCUCCCACCUUUGAAUUACGACACCAAUGACCUAAGCCUGGCCUUUGCUCGGCUCCAAAAACAGUCCGGUUUCCCUUUAGGGUUUGAUGAUUUUGGAAACCCUAGCCUUAACGGUUGUACCAGUAGUACUUCACCACCCAAUCCUGCCAUUGUUGAUGCACUAAGAAGCAGUUUCCUUGGAAACCAGAACAGCUUGCAGAAUUUUUACUAUGGGUUUGGAAAUGAGAACAUGGGGGAGGUUGAAGAUAUGGGGUUUAACGGGGAACUUAUGGUACCAUAUCAUAAUGAAGAAAUGAGUAACGCAAGUACAGUUACAACAAUGAAGAAAGAGCUUUCCAUUGCCGACUUUGAUUCUGGAAGAGGAACCUGGAAUGGCUUCAAUUCAUCUUGGCAUGGACUUCUCAAUAGCCCUCUAAUGUAGUAAAAAGAAAAGAAGAAGAAAAAAGAAAAAGAAAAAGACUUGGUCUUCUGUUCCUUGUUCUUGUCUUUUGUUAAUGUCUGAAAGCAGCAUAUUUCAGUAGCUGUUAAUCUGUUUUUUUGUGUUAGGAGAUUUGAUUCAUCGGAAUCAUCAGUGUUUUCCCCUUCUUCUCUUUUAUUUUCUUUUUCUUUUUCUUUAAAAAAAAUUGCCAUUUUCGUUCUA